AUGGCAGAACAAAUGCAGUUAAAAGGGACUUUGAAAGGUCACAAUGGAUGGGUGACACAAAUAGCUACAAAUGCUCGUUACCCGAAUAUGAUUAUCUCGUCUUCUCGAGAUAAAACAAUAAUUGUGUGGAAAUUGGAUGCGGAUGAUAUGUCAGGAAAUUACGGCAUUCAGUUAGGUGGAAAAGCUGAAAGAGCAUUGAAGGGCCACGGUCACUUUGUUUCUGAUGUUGUGAUGUCUUCCGAUGGACAGUUCGCUCUUUCUGGUUCAUGGGACAAAACAUUGCGACUCUGGGACCUCACUACAGGUGUAACAUCAAGGCAGUUUGUUUCACACACAAAGGACGUAUUAUCUGUCGCAUUCUCUGCUGACAAUCGACAGAUCGUGUCGGGAUCACGGGAUAAAACGAUCAAACUGUGGAACACUUUAGCUCAGUGCAAAUAUACAGUUAGCGAAGACUGCCACACUGAUUGGGUUUCAAAUGUACGUUUUUCACCUUCAAGUUCAAACCCUGUAAUUGUUUCCGCCGGAUGGGACAAAAUUGUGAAGGUAUGGAACCUUGCUAACUGUAAGCUGAAAACGAAUCAUAUCGGACACACUGGAUACAUCAACACAGUUACUGUAUCGCCGGAUGGUUCACUUUGUGCUUCGGGCGGAAAAGACGGUAACGCUAUGUUGUGGGAUUUAAAUGAAGGAAAGCACUUGUAUACUUUGGGUGGCAACGAUGUUAUCAAUGCACUGGCAUUCUCACCUAAUCGCUACUGGCUUUGUGCUGCAGUUGGACCUGUGGUUAAAAUUUGGGAUUUGGAAGAUAAGAAACCUGUAGAUGAAUUGAAGCUGGAUGUUAUGGGUGGUGCCAAAUCUGCACCUCCACAAUGUAUUUCGUUAGCUUGGUCAGCUGAUGGUCAAACACUUUAUGCUGGAUAUACUGAUAAUGUAAUUCGCAUAUGGCAGGUUUCUGUUGCCCAAAUUCGAUCAUAA
This is a messenger RNA of Brugia pahangi, 978 nucleotides long. The record is from the annotation of a GenBank genome assembly. Lineage: Eukaryota; Metazoa; Nematoda; Chromadorea; Rhabditida; Onchocercidae.